AUGCUAGCAUGCAUGAAUGCUGCCAAAGAAGCACUCAACAUUGAAGAAGAAAGUGAAAAAACACCUUCGAUCCGUUGUUGGGGAUGCCAAAAGAUAGGCCACUCUUUCAGAGAAUGCCCCCACAAAGGAGAUCCGGGAGUUAUCAGCCAGUUUGAAAAAAGCCUAGAGGACUACAGACUAAAGAGAGAGCAGAGACGACACAAAAGCGACAUAACAAGUUACAAGGACAGUGGUUAUAUUAAUCAAAUAAUUUAUGAAACAAUUCAAAAGAUUGAGCAUCCAGAAACACGGGAAGAUGAACAAAGAACACUUUUGAUAAACUUGGCCAAAACAAUCACCGAGCACAUGGGCAACAACAGCGGACAAAAGAGGAAGCAAAGGAGAACGGACCCCCCACUCACUUUCAUGACGGUCAGAAGCUUUGCAGCAACGGAACAAGCACAAAAAUUGGACUUCCCAGUGAACAAAGUCCUAGCAGUGAUCCACUUCCCAAUCGGCCUCAACCGCGGAUACACAGCCAACUUAAAAGGAAUAUACAACACAGGAGGAUGCUGCAACAUAGGAGAAAAAGCAUACCAUCUCGCCAUCGCAAAACAACACCCCCAAUUGGUCAAACAGGUGUACAACUUUCCAAAGAUUCACUGUGCCCCAAUCAAGAUUGGAGGAAUCAAAGACAGUGUCAACAUUGAAGCAAUCAUUGAAUACUACAUCCCUUUUGCCAGCGAGGAUGGAGAAAAUCACACGUUGAUGUUUGGAUUGACGGAGCAACUACCCGUCAACACACUCCUCCCGUUCUGA
Cylindrotheca closterium is the source of this 798-nucleotide messenger RNA. Lineage: Eukaryota; Bacillariophyta; Bacillariophyceae; Bacillariales; Bacillariaceae. The record is from the annotation of a GenBank genome assembly.